AUGGCCUCCGAAACGACUCCCGAGGCCGCCGACAACGAGGCCGUCGACCGAGACAUGCGCAUCACCUUCGAUGACGGAGGUAAUGCUCGUGCCGGCCGCGGCAGGGCUCCUGGCCGCGAACGAGGAGAUGCGACUUCUCGAUCGAGAUCCCGCAGACACUCCUUGAGCCGGGCCUCGUCCGUCUCCCGCACUAGCCUUCCCACAUCGCCUUACUCGGGCGUCCAGAUUGAAUACCGCACGCUAUCCAUCCAUGUUGCCGAGUCUUGCAACAUCGAUACGGACGUGCCGGGAGACGCCAAGGCCAUCAAGGACGACCAAUGCUACUUUGCAAACAUCAACUACCACGAGCUCAGCGUCGCCCAGAUCUGCCAGCAGCUCAAUGUCGCCAAGGACCAAGGCCUGUCGGACGGUCCGGCGGCCGUCAGACUCCAGCGCGAUGGCAGAAACACGCUCCCCAGGGCCAAGACCAACUACACCAAGAAGAUUCUCGGGUACGUCUUUGGCGGCUUCUGCUCGGUCCUCUGGAUCGGCGUCAUCAUCUUCUUCAUCUGCUGGAGGCCCCUGAGCCACCCCCCCUCCGCCACCAACCUCGCCCUCGCCAUCUUGGUCAUAAUUGUCAUCCUGCUCCAGGCCGGUUUCUCGGCGUUCCAAGACUGGUCGACCCAGCGGACCAUGAAGUCGAUUACCGAUCUUCUGCCGUCUGAAGCCCUCGUGCUCCGCGAGGGACAGUUGAAGAAGAUGCCGGCCAUCGAGCUUGUCGCCGGCGAUAUUGUGCAUCUCCAGAUCGGCAACAAAGUGCCGGCCGAUCUCCGCCUCCUGAGCCAUUCUGGUGACAUCAGGUUCGAUCGCGCCGUCUUGACGGGCGAGUCGGACGAGGUUGAGGGUGCGGUUGAUGUGACGGAUCAAAACUUCCUUGAGAGCCGCAACAUUGCACUGAUGGGAACUCUGGUCGUGAACGGCAGCGGUGUCGGCAUGGUCGUCUUGACCGGACCUCGAUCCGUCAUGGGCCGUAUUGCCAAAGCUACAGCGUCUGCCGAGGAACGCCCAACCUUGAUCCAGAGGGAGAUUUGGCGUUUCGUCCGCAUUAUUGUCUGCCUGACAAUCGUCCUUGCCUUGCUGAUUCUCUUUACCUGGAUCGGCUGGCUGAGACGCGACCACUUCGCGUACAUGAACGUGGUUGCCAUGCUUAACAACGUCAUGGGAUGCGUCGUCGCCUUCAUCCCUGAAGGUAUGCCCGUGGCAGUCGCGCUUACCCUCAUGAUGGUUGCGCGCCGCAUGAAGGCUGUCAGCAUCCUGCCCAAGGGCCUUUCGACUGUCGAGACGCUCGGCUGCGUCAACGUCAUCUGCUCCGACAAGACCGGCACAUUAACGCAGAACCAGAUGCAUGUUAGCUCGGCAUCGUUCGUCGACGAGGUAGUUGCGCUGCCAAACUUUCACCUCAACUCAGAUGGCGAAACCACAGAGGCGUGCAUCUUGAAGUUGUAUCAAGCCGCUUUGCUCUGCAACGACGCGACCUUUGACCCGGCCUCCCUCCACUUGCCUGUCGCCAACCGACAGGUUCAAGGCAACGCAACUGACGCUGCGGUACUCCGGUUCGCCUCGACAGUGAGGAACGAAAAGGAGGCGACGACGCUACCGCGAGUGUUCCAGGUUCCGUUCAAUUCCAGGAACAAGUGGAUGCUUACCAUGCACCGCGAGCCUGAGACGGACGAGGCCACUAAGGAAUACCGCGUCUUUGUCAAGGGCGCCCCCGACGUGCUUCUGCCUGCUUGCACCAAAACUUCCUUUAAGAACUACCAGGACACGCUGUCGAAGAAUGCCGAGCGCGUUAUUGUUCUCUGCGAGAAGACUAUGAUUCCUACCCAAGCCUUGAACACCAAUGCCUUUAGCGACGAAGUUGUCCGCAAUGCCAUAAGCGAACUCACCGUGGUUGGUAUUCUUGGAAUCAUUGAUCCUCCCCGACCCGAGACGGCAGCGACCGUCGCCGAGUGCCGCCGCGCUGGCGCAAGAUUCUUCAUGGUCACUGGCGACUACGGCCUCACGGCUGCCGCCAUCGCUCGCAACACUGGCAUCUUCACGGGAGAGGCGGAUCCAGAUACGGCGGAAAUGAUAAAGUCGAACUUGGGGAUGUCGGCCGAGGCGAUGCGCCAGGCACGAGCAAGCGGUGACCGAACUAGCUUGCUGCUUGAAGGACCCUCGUUGGCGAUCUUGACACCAGAUGACUGGAACAUUGUGUGUGAAUAUGACGAGAUCGUCUUCGCACGCACGACGCCUGAGCAGAAACUGCGCAUUGUAAACGAGUUUCGCAAACGAGACAAUGUCGUCGCAGUUACUGGCGACGGCGUCAACGACGCACCGGCCCUCCGGGCAGCUGAUGUUGGUGUCGCGAUCGUGACCGGCAGCGAUGUGGCCAUCGAGGCCGCAGAUCUGAUCCUGCUGGACAAAUUCGACUCCAUCGUCGAAGCUAUCCGUCUGGGCCGUCUCGUCUUCCAGAAUCUGCAAAAGGUCAUUGCCUAUCUGCUCCCGGCAGGUAGUUGGUCCGAGAUCUGGCCCGUGCUAUUGAAUGUCUUCUUCGGCGUGCCGCUGCCGCUGAGCUCGUUCCUCAUGAUCAUCAUCUGUGUCUUCACUGAUCUUUUCCUGUCGCUGUCGCUGAUAAUGGAGAAGGAGGAGUUCAACCUUCUUUCGCUGCCGCCACGCAACCACAAGCGAGACCACCUCAUCACCGUCAAGAUAUACAUCCAGGCGUACCUGUUCACGGGAACCAUGGAGACGGUCAUUGCGCACGCCAUGUUCUUCCUUUACUACUGGAAAAAGGCCGGCAUUCCGAUUGGGCAGAUGUUCUUCUUGUUUGAGGGGUACUCGGAAGGCUUUCAUGGAUACUCGGCGAAUGACCUGACGGCGUUCAACGCGACAGGCCAGUGCGUCUACUUUGUGACGCUGGUUAUUCUGCAAUGGGGCAACAUAUUGGCGGUGCGAAACCGUCGCCUUAGCAUCUUGCAGGCCGAUCCGUUCACCAAGAAGAGGCGGAACCCAUGGCUGCUUCUCAGCAUGGGGGUCAGUCUUGUCAUUGCCAUCUUUGUCACGGAGGUGCCAGGCAUACAGACUCUGUUCGGCACGGCGUCGGUCCCCAUUGAGUUUUGGGUCAUUCCGAUCCCGCUGGCGCUUGCGGUGCUCUGCAUGGACGAGAUCCGGAAACUGGUCGUCCGCCUAUUACCGAACGGACCCGUGGCCAAAAUAGCUUGGUGA
This is a messenger RNA of Hirsutella rhossiliensis, 3246 nucleotides long. RefSeq names its product e1-E2 ATPase domain-containing protein. NCBI's taxonomy places the organism in Eukaryota, Fungi, Ascomycota, Sordariomycetes, Hypocreales, Ophiocordycipitaceae. Gene Ontology annotation, cellular component: membrane. The coding region runs from base 1 to 3246 and encodes 1081 amino acids. The transcript has 2 exons. The record is from RefSeq and is a predicted model, not a curated record. Gene Ontology annotation, biological process: intracellular sodium ion homeostasis; potassium ion import across plasma membrane; proton transmembrane transport. Gene Ontology annotation, molecular function: ATP hydrolysis activity; ATP binding; P-type sodium:potassium-exchanging transporter activity.